AUGUUGAAGCCCUUCCAAAUCAGAAACCUUCAGGUAUCCACUCAGCAAGAACCCGAGCAGGUUGCGGAUUCUCGUGCACCUGCAGGAGUGGUCCAGAUCUCUGCCACAGAUUACGAUGAUUUAGCCUCAAACCAUCCCCGGGCUAGGUUGACUUAUAUGGAUGACGAUGAUGAUGAUGACGAAACAAUCACCGUUGGAUCCGCUCUUGAGCUCUCCCAGCGCCUUGAGGAGCCCCUAGACACUAAUACACAGCUUGACCCUGUCGAACAUUCUCUCGGUGACAUCAGUCCGAUGCACAUAUUUGAUAUUCGCCGAUCAAACUCCGUGACCGAGUUGUGGAAGCGAUUUGAACACAACGUUCCGAAACAAGACUCGGCCGGUAAGCAGAACGGCACACAAGCUACUUCUAAGGCUAUUGUCCUCGAAGAGCAACAUGAAGUCCCGGUUCCUCACAUCACUACCUCGCCAUCGGUCUCUGCGGACCAGCCUCGGCCUCUUAUGGAGGCAUUUGAGGCCGAGCUAGCAGAGAUGCUCAAUACUGCUGAGCCCUCGGAGAGUCGAGUACCUGAACCUAACUCACCACCGACUACUGAGCCAUCAGCCAACACAAACUCAGGGCGAUCUCCUCAUCCCGUUGAGAUUCUAGCGACACAGGUCCUAGACCAGUUGAUUCAUGGGGCUACUAUGGUACAAUCUGAAUGGAGAUCAAAAAUUCCUGAGCUACAGCGACAACUACAGAACGCUCAGAGACAAUUUGAGACCGCACAGAGAUCCCUACCUGAGAACGUGGAAGCGUCAUUGCGGACACUACUCGCCACCGUUGAAGCUCACCUAAGAACGGCGUUUAAUAAUCUCCCAGAUGGAGGAAGACAAAUGGCAGAGGAUGCCUUCCAAGCAGGAAGGCCUGUCGCUGAGAAUGCCGCUGAUGGUUUUCGUAUGAUGGCCUCCGAACUCAACGAGGUCGGAAGAACAUUAUUUGCCGCAUUUGAAAGCGAGUUUGGGCGCGCUGCAUCAACGGCCUCUACGUCGACCUCGACUUCCGAGGUGCCAAACCCUGGACCAUCCGGGCCAUUCUUUAACACUGCUACAAACAAUGGAUCUACGGCUCCGGGCAAUAUGUAUCCCCCGAAAUCAAGCGCAAAUACUUCAAGCACAGCCACAAACGAGAAAUCAACAGCAGCCCCAGGCCAAUUCAACCCAUCUCAUACUGCACAAGCAGGGGUACCCCCCAUCCAAAGUCACCAUGGUCAACCCAUACCACUUCAAUCAAAUCAUUGGGCACCUCCUUCGUGGCCUGCUCCAUUCUGGAAUCCAUUCCAAACAUAUCAUGCUCCCCCGCCUCCCUGUCCUCCUCUGCCACCGACAUCGAUGUCGAAUUUCACUUACUGGCCGCAAGGACCGCCUGCGCCUGCACCUCGGCCUCCUCCUGCGUUCAAUGCCCCGUUGAAUGCUACACACGCAUCACAAAUCAAGUCUGGAGAGUCGAAAAACAAUCCAGCAACUAAAUCCUUGUUCAUUGGGAAUGUUGGUUUCAAGGUCACCGACAAGAUGAUACAGGACGUGUUUGCUGCCAAGGGAUUCCUAGUCAAGGUGGAUCUCCCGCUAGAGGCCGCAUCGGGAAGACAUGCAGGCUUUGGCUACGUUCAUUUCCCCUCGGACUAUCCGGCUUUUGCUGCAAUGGAAGCAUUGCAAGGUGCUGUCAUUGACGGCCACUCGAUAAACCUUGAGCCUAUGUAUCAUCCCCCCAUCGAAAGUGUGCGUCCGGCGCAGUUUUCACCCAAUACCAGUACAACCACCCACGAUACUCAGGCAGAUCUUUCUCAGGCUGAGAUGAGCGUUGUAAACAAUGCUCCCUCUGAACUAAACAGUACCACAUCGGGACCCUUUGCGUCCCCGCUUGCUGUCAAGUCUCAAAAGAGUCCAUCCCAGCCUAGCAAAACAGAUAAUCGGAGAAAGUCUGUCAGUUUCGUAGACCUCACGCAAGAUGUUGAUCAUGUUCAAGCUCAGACGGAAUCUUCCGCACUACUUGACUCUCCCAGCGAUGAUCCUGCAUUCAGCGCACGUUUUCCGUCGCUUUUACCCGAGACGAGCGCACAGCAUAAGGCACCAUUGAGCGGUCGGGGUGUUUCCUUGUAUUCGCACACGGAGUCUCGUUUCCCACCUGUGUCUCAAUGGGAGGCCCAACUUCUUGCAAAUCGGCAGGAACGCCGUGGAACAGAACCUACAGCUGGCGACCCAAAGUACCCUAAAGGACCUUCCACUCACAGUUUACCCUUGCAUCCUGCACCGAAGGCGCUUGGUCGAUCUCAACCAGCUUCUCGUCUAGAUGCAGUCGCCAAUCCAUCAUCGGUCAUCGAUGCUGGACAUGCCAAAGAACCUGCGCGACCAAUGGUGAAUCUCAGUAGCCCCCAGAAUGCGGCCAAAUUGAAGCGUCGAGCCACUGAGCACAAAAAUCAUAAACCAAAUCAUCGACACGCUACUGAGACUGACCGUCAAAAUUCCCUCAAGCAUUCUGCAAGUAUGCGUCAUCUUGGUGAUAGAUCGCAUGGUUCUACAGAAACAGACACAUGGGCGCGUCUGUCUAGGAGAGAACGGAAUGGUGCUUCUUCCCACGAGCAGAUUCCCGGAAGCUUCCCGGUGGAAGAUGCAACGAGGGCCGAGCUUCCUAGUGCUCUUGAUACCAGUGUUUCUGAGUCUGAUGAUGCGGCAGUCGAACGAUGUGUCUCUGCCCUUGUCGACAUGGGCUACGGCGCUGGACAGGAGGGCGGACGGUCGAGGAUGGCUGUGUAUGCGGCUAUGGCAAAUGGUGACCUCAUGGAUGCGAUUGAUAUGAUUGAAGAGGAAAGAUCGAUCUAUGAACGACGGCCUUCGCAGUGA
Penicillium expansum is the source of this 2877-nucleotide messenger RNA. RefSeq names its product RNA recognition motif domain-containing protein. Lineage: Eukaryota; Fungi; Ascomycota; Eurotiomycetes; Eurotiales; Aspergillaceae. The transcript has 2 exons. The coding region runs from base 1 to 2877 and encodes 958 amino acids. The record is from RefSeq and is a predicted model, not a curated record. Gene Ontology annotation, molecular function: RNA binding.